UCUGUCUUCCUCCGGUGAGAACUCCCUCUCUCUAUCAUCAAAAUUUUGUCCCAAAUCACAGAGAAGCACAGGGAGCUAAAAUACCUCAUAGAAAGUCUUUUCCCUUGUGUUCUCUCUCUUUCCAUGUGUCUCCCUUACUUAUAAGUUUACAUGUUUUGAUGGUGUAGACGAGUGCUAUUGAAGCUGCUCAUCUGAAAAAGAGCUUGUGACAUGAGAGCAUGGUCAUUAGCUUUGCACAUUCGCCGUUGCUUUUGCAACCGUUCUCAAAAGGAUCUUCAAUCAUCCUUCCACAACCCCAGGCCUUGGCUCUUCAUUGGCUUGGGAAACCCAGGCCAGAAAUACCAAGGAACAAGGCACAAUGUGGGUUUCGAUAUGAUUGAUGCUUUUGCAGAAUCACAGGGUAUUUCUUUUAGUACAGUUCACUGCAAAGCUUUCUUUGGGCAAGGCAUGGUUGGAAAUACUCCAAUUUUCCUUGCAAAACCACAGACAUACAUGAAUCUGAGUGGAGAAUCGACCGGGCCACUUGCAGAAUAUUACAAGCUACCUCUAAAUCGUGUAGUCGUGGCUUUUGAUGACAUGGACUUGCCUUGUGGGGUCCUCCGGCUACAUCAAAGAGGAGGACAUGGAUGCCAUAAUGGAUUGAGGAGUGUCAUUGAUCAUUUCCAUGGAAACAAAGAAUUUGGUCGAUUAAGAAUCGGCAUUGGAAGGCCACCAGGCCAGAUGGAUCCAAAGGCAUUCUUGCUUCAGAAGUUCAAUGCAACAGCUCGAGAACGAAUUGACGUUGCUCUCCAAGAAGGAGUGGAGGUUCUGAGGCUUCUCACAUCUAAAGGCUUUACUGAAAGUGCCACUCGUUUUAACACCAACCAGAAGUUCAAACAUCACAGACACGCAACCAUGUCGGAAUUUUGACUCACAUCGUCAAAUGUAAACUGGCGGCAAUGUGUGUAGUUGGGUUUUGUAGAGCUCUCUCUCUCUCAUCGUUGCUAUGCUCUUGCCACAGGCACAAGUUAAAUAUCAAUUAGCAGUUCUCAAAUGAUGGAACCACAGUUUCCAAGAACGAUCCAGUUACUCCAUCAGCGGUCUUUGGAACAGUAGCACUCAAAGAACCAAUUAUGCCAAUGACAGAUUGGUAAAGUAAAAACAACCAUUUGCUUUUAUGAAGAAAGUGGGAAAGUGGUAUUAAAGAGCUCUCUGAAAGUGGGAUUUGUAUGCAAAAUUGGAUCGCUAAACUCAAGGCCAGUGUUUUAAAACCCCUAAACGAAUCCUGAAUUGUCAUUGGCUGUAGUGGUUGAGAACGGCAAUACUUGAAUUGUCAUUGGCUAUACUGGUUCAUUUCAACAUCAAGAUGCAUUGGCACGAGAAAAAAAUAAAUUGUAAGUUUUGGAAAUAGUGUAUUUUGUAGCACAUUUG
Amborella trichopoda is the source of this 1410-nucleotide messenger RNA. Its product is annotated as Peptidyl-tRNA hydrolase family protein. NCBI's taxonomy places the organism in Eukaryota, Viridiplantae, Streptophyta, Magnoliopsida, Amborellales, Amborellaceae. Gene Ontology annotation, molecular function: peptidyl-tRNA hydrolase activity. The record is from RefSeq and is a predicted model, not a curated record.